This is a messenger RNA of Penicillium daleae, 3036 nucleotides long. RefSeq names its product kinesin family protein. The record is from RefSeq and is a predicted model, not a curated record. The transcript is spliced from 2 exons. NCBI's taxonomy places the organism in Eukaryota, Fungi, Ascomycota, Eurotiomycetes, Eurotiales, Aspergillaceae. Gene Ontology annotation, biological process: microtubule-based movement. Gene Ontology annotation, molecular function: microtubule binding; ATP binding; microtubule motor activity. Bases 1 to 3036 code for a protein of 1011 amino acids.
AUGGCCUCCUCCGAUGGCGCCUCUUCGAUCACUGUUGCGGUCCGUGUGAGGCCCUUUACUAUCCGUGAGGCGGCCCAACUCUCUAGAACCGACGAUGGUCCUCUGUUCCUUGGUGAUGGGUCGCUGGCUGGCGUCCCGACUCCCAAGCUGAACCAGAAAGGACUUCGCUCCAUUGUCAAGGUGAUUGAUGACCGAUGCUUGGUGUUCGAUCCCCCCGAAGACAACCCCGUCCAGAAGUUCUCCAGGAGCGUCGUCCCCAAUGGCAAACGCGUCAAGGACCAAACCUUUGCCUUCGAUCGUAUCUUUGACCAGAAUGCCUCCCAGGGAGAGGUCUACGAAUCCACCACUCGCGGUCUUCUCGACAAUGUCCUCGACGGCUACAACGCAACGGUCUUCGCCUACGGCGCUACGGGCUGCGGAAAGACACACACCAUCACCGGAACAGCGCAACAACCGGGAAUCAUUUUCCUGACAAUGCAGGAGCUCUUCGAGAGGAUCGAUGAGAGAUCAGGCGAGAAAUCCACGGAGAUAUCGCUCUCCUAUUUGGAAAUCUAUAACGAAACCAUUCGCGACUUGCUCGUCUCAGGCAACCCCAAGGGUGGUCUCAUGCUUCGAGAAGAUGUCAACCAGUCUGUUUCAGUGGCAGGCCUGUCAAGCCAUCACCCCCAAAAUGUGGAGCAGGUAAUGGAUAUGAUCGUUCGAGGUAACGAAUCCCGCACCAUGUCACCCACCGAGGCCAAUGCCACAUCAUCCCGAUCGCACGCCGUUCUCCAAAUCAACAUCGCUCAGAAGGAUCGAAAUGCGGGACAAAACGAGCCUCACACCAUGGCAACCCUCAGCAUUAUUGACUUGGCUGGAAGUGAACGAGCCAGUGCUACGAAAAACCGUGGCGACCGACUGUUCGAGGGUGCUAAUAUCAACAAGUCUUUGCUAGCACUCGGAAGCUGCAUCAACGCGCUCUGUGACCCCCGAAAGCGCAACCACAUCCCUUACCGAAACUCGAAGCUGACUCGACUCUUGAAGUUUGCUCUUGGCGGAAACUGCAAGACUGUCAUGAUUGUCUGCGUCAGUCCCUCGAGCCAACACUUUGACGAGACGCAAAAUACUCUACGCUAUGCCAACCGCGCCAAGAACAUCCAGACCAAGGUGACUCGAAACGUCUUCAAUGUCAACCGUCACGUCAAGGAUUUCUUGGUCAAGAUCGAUGAGCAGAUGAACUUGAUCAACGAGCUCAAGACACAGGCGAAGGAUUCUGAAAACCUUGCCUUUGCCAAGUUCAAGAAGCAGACUGAAAAGAAGGACCUUGUUGUCCGCGAGGGCGUUGCACGAAUUCGCAGUGCCUACGAACAUAGCCUUCCCGAACGACAGGAGAAGGCCAACAACAUGCUUAAGCUGAGACAGAUUAGUCGCCGCAUCGGUAUCCUGUCAUCAUGGAUUGCGGCUUUUGACAGUGUCUGCGAGUCGCACGAGAAUCAGGAAGGCUUAUCUAGCCUUCAUGCCGUUCGCAAAACUGCCCAAGGCAUUCUACUCGAGCUCGAGGGGAGUCGACACCAUUACAACCAACGAUUGUCGAAGAACACAUGGGAUCGAGCCAUGGUUUCCGCAGUUGAGAACGCGACAAAUCAGCUGCAGGAAUUUGACAUCAGUGAUGCCAGUGACUACGCAAAUCUGGACAGAGAAGCUGAGCUUCUGCGCUCCAAUGCUGAGCGCGAGGCUUUGUCUGCAGUGGUCGAUCAGGACAAGGCCGGCGAGGCCGCCGCAGUACAAUUGCUGCUCCAAGCUCACUUUGAGAUGAUGACCUCCAUUGAGGAUAUCAUGCAACUCAAUGCUACCGAGGCUAUCCAGAAGGGGCGUCUCAUUCUCAUGAAGAUGCUGGAGGGCUGCACCGAUGCAGUCACCAGCCUUAUCAAGGCCGACGGUAAUCUGCCUGCCGUCCCCAGUUUCAACCUGCAAAGCCCUGCCAAGUCUGCCAGUCCUCCAAAGCCGAGAAAGAGAUUCAGCUUGGUGGGAGUGCCGGCUCCCAGAUUUUCACUCACUCCUUCAGUUCAGCUCGCCCCGGUGGCGGCUGCUUCUCCGAUGAAGAGUUCUCCACGUCGUCGCAAGGUUGCUGCUGGCCGUAAGACUGUCAGCUUUACACCCAAGAAGACGCAAGCUAAGGCUUCUAAACGAUCUGUCCGCUGGAAGGAUGACGAAGAGGAUGGUCCCCUCACUGAGUUCCAGAAGACUCCCCAGAAAGCUGCUGCUGAGUCCUCAGACGAUACUGGCUCCGAGGCAGAACCCACCGAGCCUACUCUCCCGAGAGGUGUAUCUCCUAUUCCACGCAACAUUCCUCGGAAAGUCAGCCCAGCUUACUCAAUUUCCCCUGCUCCGGGUCCGGCUGAGCCGACCCUGAACGUUCAGAAGAACGGUAAUCGAUUCAAGGCCGGAUUCUUGUCCAAGAAGUCUGGCGGCUCUCCCCUAAGCCCACCUCCGUCCACCAGUCUGCCAAUUUCUGACAAUGAGAAAUCUCCCCUUCGCGACAUUGAGGGAAGUAGUUUCUUGAAUCGUGCUUCGUCAGAAAAGCCAUCCCGAAUUGCUGUCCGUUCUCCAAGUGGGAACCUGUCGAGCAGCCCGGUGUCUGACAGCAAGGACAACUGGAAGACUGACAAGGAUGAGGCUAUGAAAAUUAACUCCGCCAUGCGUCGAAUUUCCAGCAGCCACGUUGGCGCAGUCUCCGGUAGCAACUCAUUGCGAGUUCACCGUCGUCGCAGCCCAACCUCUGCUACAUACAGCAGCUCCCCAAGUGAGGGCACCAUGUUCACUGCAUCUCAGGCCCGUCGUAUGGUCAAGAGUGAGCGCGAAGGUGAGGCCAAGCCCAGUGUCCUCAGUCCCCACACCUUGCCUGUGAUGAAGCAUACUGGGCGACGGAUCACUCUGGGAGGUGACAUCCGCCCUCGGCAUGCUAGCCUGUCUAGCAGGGAUGCACUGCGCCUCAGCGCGAUCGCAGCACCCACUGUCAACCACACUCAGGAUUUCACAUCGAGUGGACUCCGGUAG